AUGGAAGCCGCAGCAAGCACUGUCACGGAGUUGGUGGACUUUCUCGUGCGAGCGAAAUGUACUACGCUCCAUGCGUGCGAGUUAAAGCUCUUUGGUGCCGCGGCCGAGCGAGUGGCCAUCGCGCUGGCUUCGAACACAAGUGUCCGAACUCUUCGGUUGAACGAGUGCGAUGUCGACAACAAGGUCGGUUCUCUCCUUGCCGAGGCUCUGGAGGAGAACCGUUGCCUCCGGGUCCUUUCCCUCUGUCGCAAUCGCAUCGGCCCUGCCGGCGCCGCGAAGUUGGCGGAGGUGCUGAAGACGAACAAUAGCCUCACCAAGCUGGAUCUCAGCAAGAACCCGCUUGGAGAUGAGGGUGCCGAGAAUUUGGCCGCUGGUCUUUGCCAGUCCCGGGCGCUCUCGAGCCUGGACCUUCAGGUGACCCAGAUCGGAGAUGCAGGUGCCGUCGCUCUGGCUGCCUCGCUGCAAGAGGCGAGAUUGAGGGAGCUGCACCUGCGAGACAACUUGAUCGGGGACAAAGGUGCGCAAAGUCUCGCCGAUGCCUUGCAUUGCUCGACCCUGGCGCUCCUGGACCUCAGCUUCAACCGGCACAUCGGAGCCCUGGGCGUGCAGAAACUUACCGAGGCCGUGGAGCAGUCGGACACCAUCACCGUGCUCGCGGUUCACGGCUUCCGCCGCAGCCGCCAAGAAAUCACAAGGUUAGAGGCCGCCCUGGACAAAAACAAGCGGACGCAGGUGUUAACACUGCACUGUAUCCCGGAUGGGGAGCUCUGUAAAGCUUCCUGCACUCAAAUGUCCGGGGCAGAGCUUCUUGAGCUCUCCCUGGCCCCUGAAACGCCACUUUGGCAGGUCUUUGCCUCUGUCGCCGAAGCCAUGACGCAGCCGGCGGACAGUCUCCGGCUCAUCACGUCGGCGGGGCAGGAGAUCUUGAGCAAUUCGCAAGAGUCGUUGGAGAGCAUUUCGUGUCCGAUCCGUGCCUAG
Messenger RNA from Symbiodinium sp. CCMP2592, 978 nucleotides. The record is from the annotation of a GenBank genome assembly. Lineage: Eukaryota; Dinophyceae; Suessiales; Symbiodiniaceae.